Molecule: messenger RNA, 1569 nt
Organism: Pogonomyrmex barbatus (red harvester ant)
Lineage: Eukaryota; Metazoa; Arthropoda; Insecta; Hymenoptera; Formicidae
Product: dynein regulatory complex subunit 2
Biological process (GO): cilium-dependent cell motility; axonemal dynein complex assembly; regulation of cilium movement
Cellular component (GO): axonemal dynein complex; axoneme
Source: RefSeq, a predicted model, not a curated record
AUGCGCACAAUCUUUUAUUCAUCAAAAAAUGCCAAAAAAAAGAAAAGCAAGGGAAGCAAGUUGGCUCGCAUGAGUGAUGAGGAACGUGCUCGCUACCUGCAGUAUCGAGCCGAAUUAGAAUUAGAGGUCAAACGACGUAAACAACAAUUGAUUGCUGCUUUUACUAAGAAUAAAUUAAAACGUGAAGAAGCGUUCUCGCGAUUAAACACUGCCAAGAUCAAUGAACAAUGGCGAUUCAUUCUACGUCGAAUAAAAUGCAAAGAACUUCACGAAGACGUGAAAUAUCUAUGGAACAAUUUCGAUCGUAUGAUAAAAACGAAAGAUCUUGUGAUACAGCGUUUGUAUAGUGAGUUAGAAGCAGCCGAUGUGAAUCAUAGAAGACUACAAGAAGCUCACAUUCAAAUGAUGGAUUUGAUAAUUGGUAAAAUUGUAUCGAUAAAUUUAUAUUAUCUGUACCAAUUAUUAAUUAUUAAUAUCAUAGGAAGAUAUAAACAGAAGUGUAUUCAUCUACACGAGUCUUUUGCACACGAACGCAAUCGUGUCAUUUCGGAUGAAACGAACAAAUUAAACAGAGUACGAAAGAAUUUAGAGCAGCAUUGCGAUCAGUUGCAGAACAUAAUUUUUGGGCAAGAUAAGAAGAUAGAGAAUAUAUUAAUGCAAACGAAAAUCCAGAAUGCCGUUAAUAUAUAUAAUAUCGUAUACUUGAAGGAGGAUGCCUUGUCGCGCUUGAUGCAUUAUGUUUCCAAUGAGGUCGAGGAAUUGUGGCGACAGCUUAGUGAAACGAUAAUUGAAUAUGAGAUCAAUACAGGAGACAAGAGAAAGCAAUACGAAUACUUAAAAGAACAGGACGACGCUCAUCGUGCAGAUGUGGCACGAUAUCCAAGAUUACAAGUGCAAUUACAAGGCAUGAUUAAGAAUCUGAAACAGGACAUACACGUAUUAUCACAGAAGAGAAAGCAACGUAUAACGGAAAUGAAUAAUCAGAUUGUGCAUAUGAGGAAAAGAGCUAAAAAUUUGAGACAAAUGUUUUCUGUUAACCAAGUGCUGGAUGCCACCCAAUUGAAAAAAUUGACUAUUAUCAAUACCAGCGUUUUAAAAAAAUUACAGAGAAUUUCAGACAAAGGAUCAUCGUUGCUCUCGUUGCUAAGAAGGUGCUCAAGUUUGGAACCAUUUUCACUGACCGUUCAAAAGUACACUUUACGUGAUACAGGAUCCAGAAGAGCAUUUAUAAACUGCGUAAGUAUUGUACAGUAUGUCUUGUGUGUGUACGUGUACAUCCAGCUUUUGAAAAAAGUUAAAUACAAUUAUUUGCAGAUGUCAGAACCAUUUGACAAAUUGGACAAAUUUUGGGAACAAUACAAUUAUAUCAAAUCUGACAAUAUCUUCAUGAAAAAAGAAUGCGUUAAUCUGUCCUUCGAAAACAAACAAUUGCGAAACACCUUGCGCACGUAUCUCUUAACUGUUUCUAAAAUCCCGACCGCACGACCACUUAUAUCUACUUCUGUAUAAACGUAACUAUAUUGAAUAGAAAUAACACAGUAAAUAUUCUUUAAACUUUAUAUGAAAAAA